GUUGCGUGACGUCAUUUGAAAGAAGAUGGCGGCCCUCGCACCGCUGUGUGUGGGGAUGUCACCCUCAGCCCUCCUGGGCUUCAGGCGUCUGUUGACGGAGCGAUAUUUCUCCGGGAGGCCGCUGACAUGUUUGACGCGGAUCUGCGGACGAGGUUACUCCGUCAAAGCCCGGCAGGAGGUGGAGGAGGAGGUCGGUGCGGGCGCCACCGGGGGCUUCUGCGGACCUAUGGAUCACUACAGCGGGCUGAUCAGAGACGGGACGCUGCGGGAGGACGAGCACCAGAGAGCGGUGCUGCAGAGACUGGACGAGCUGCACAAAACCCUGCGAGGAUACAGCAACACUCCCACAUCCAUCUUCUCCAAGUUUUUCACAAAACCUAAACCUCCAAAAGGCUACUACAUCUUUGGUGACGUUGGCACAGGAAAAACAAUGGUCAUGGACAUGUUUUAUUCAUAUGUGGAGACUGAAAAGAAGAAGCGGGUUCAUUUCCACGGCUUUAUGUUGGAUGUGCAUAAAAGGAUCCAUCGGUUAAAGCAGAGUAUGCCAAAGAGGAAAGCAGGUAAAAUGGCCAAAUCCUAUGACCCAAUUGCUCCAGUUGCUGAGGAGAUCAGUGAGGAGGCUUGUGUUUUGUGCUUCGACGAGUUUCAGGUCACUGAUAUCGCUGAUGCCAUGAUUCUCAAGCAGCUUUUUGAGAAUCUGUUUCUGAACGGAGUUGUUGUCGUGGCCACUUCUAAUCGUCCUCCUGAAGAUUUGUAUAAAAAUGGGCUGCAGAGAGUCAACUUUGUGCCUUUUAUUGCCGUGUUGCAGAAAUAUUGCCAAACUCUUCGGCUGGAUUCUGGGAUCGAUUACCGCAAAAGGAACAGACCCUCCGCGGGAAAACUCUACUUCCUCUCAAGUGAACCUGACGUAGAAGCGACUCUAGACAAGAUGUUCGAUGAGCUGGCUUUCAAGCAGAAUGACAUUACACGACCAAGAGUUAUGAACGUUCACAACAGGAAAGUGCGCCUGGACAAAGCUUGUGGGACCAUUGCAGACUGUACGUUUGAGGAGCUCUGUGAUAGACCUUUAGGGGCCAGUGAUUACCUUGAGAUGUCCAGGCUGUUCGACACCAUCUUUAUCCGUCACAUUCCUCUGCUCACGCUCAACAAAAAAACUCAAGCCAGGCGGCUCAUUACACUCGUGGACGCUCUUUACGACCACAAGGUGCGGGUGGUAAUUCUUGCGGACCACCCUCUGGAGGACAUUUUUGUGCACGACGGGGAUCGCGGCCACGACGAGAGCCACAUUCUCAUGGACGAUCUGGGGCUGAAAAGGGACGAGGCCAGCAGUCUGUCCAUCUUCAGCGGAGAGGAGGAGAGAUUUGCCUUCCAGAGGACGGUGUCUCGACUCACAGAGAUGCAGACAGAAGAAUAUUGGCUGGAAGGGGACAGAAGCACAAAAUCGCAGGUUUAACAUUUGGACCGUGUCACACAAAGUCCACCCUUCAUACGCUGUGCUCCUCUGAACACUACUCCUUCUCUUCCAACACAAACCCAGUGCUGAACAGUGUGCGUGCAAAUGUUGCACCGAAGAUAUUUAUUGAUAUUUUAAGGCCUUUUAUCACUUUAAUGCGACAUUGCACUUGUUUUAGAUGAGCCUCUGGGUGUCAUAUUGCUUUUAUCUCUGUAUCAAACACUGGUCCAACUGUAUUUAUUUUUAUAAAUAUGAGCGAAGAGGCCGGAUGACUUUUGGAAAUGGACUUUUAUGAAGUUUUAAGUGACAUUUAAAUGAACCUCCAUUGUGGGUUGUGUUUGACUCUUACACGAGUCUAAGUGGCAGCAGAUUGGUCUUAAAGUAUUUUAGAGUGUUAAUUUCUGAUGAUUUAUGUGGAUGGUGCUUGUGAAAUUUCACACGUGUACUGAACAAAAACAUUUGCACGAUGAAAAGAAACAAAACAUGUAAACAAGUGUUUAUUUGACCUAUUAUACCUUUUUUUCAAUGUAAACGUGUUCAUAAAUGAAACUGAUGAGCGUUUAGAUGAGGGUGUGUAGCCGAUUUACAUGAAUUUAGUUUGUUUGCUUUACAAAUACAAAGACAUGGGGACGUGUGGGAUGUGAAAGUGAGGAAAAAAAACUUCAAAGUACUUCUGUGCAAACAGAAGUGUUAUUGGUACAGACGAACGGUUUGGGGUAUUUUUUUUUCUUUUAUCUCCUGGAACCUGAUGUUAUUUCUGCUUAUUUGAAUCAUACAAUUCAGGAAUGUUGAACCUUGAAACCACUUUUACACAAACUUCAACCACACAUGCAAAAAUUAGACUUUAUGAGUUUGUCCAAAUGUGGAUUUUGUUGAACUGAACGUUUGCGUUGUUGCAACAUCCUGCAAGAAUGACAAACAACACCCAGCGGCACUGCAAACUAUAUCUCAUCAUUCUUUGGGCUGGAUUAAUAUGUGACUCAUAUUUAUCUCCAUGCUAACAAAAUAUUGAGUUCUACUAAAAACAUCAAUUAUCUUUUUAUUUAACAUAAGAGUUACGUAUAAAACUGUCCCAUUUAAAUGUGUUUUGUUUUGCAUUAAUCUCACCCUAAUUUACAGGCUACCAUAUUAAUUUAACAAAAUGUUACUGAGGUCAUUUCCUUUUUAGAGGAAGAUUAAAGUACUUUUGGACGCCAUGACCUUUUAAUUUGACAACUUUUGGGACAACUAAUGAAUAAUUACACAGAGGAUUUAUUUUUGGUCGUCUCAUCAAACAUUUAAUGGGCUCAGUAUUUUUAAAUCCCUGGUUUCUCUUUGGUUUUAUAUAA
Messenger RNA from Paralichthys olivaceus (Japanese flounder), 2781 nucleotides. RefSeq names its product AFG1 like ATPase a (gene afg1la). The record is from RefSeq and is a predicted model, not a curated record. Gene Ontology annotation, cellular component: mitochondrion; cytoplasm. Gene Ontology annotation, molecular function: ATP binding; ATP hydrolysis activity. Lineage: Eukaryota; Metazoa; Chordata; Actinopteri; Pleuronectiformes; Paralichthyidae.